Neurospora crassa OR74A is the source of this 897-nucleotide messenger RNA. RefSeq lists its product as hypothetical. NCBI's taxonomy places the organism in Eukaryota, Fungi, Ascomycota, Sordariomycetes, Sordariales, Sordariaceae. The record is from RefSeq and is a predicted model, not a curated record. Bases 225 to 452 code for a protein of 75 amino acids. The transcript is spliced from 2 exons.
CGAUCAUCAGGUGCCUUUUUGCUCUUCUUCUACUUCCCUACAAACUGCGUCUGCGACAGUCCCUUACCAUAAUCCUUUCUUGACCGACUCAUCGUUAAUCAAAAAGCAGUAUCAACACCCUCACCCUCGUCGUCCACCACGGCCACGUCUAUAUCCACACUCUUAGGGUCCUCUCCGUUAUACACGCGCCCCGGGCUUAUUAGCUGCCUAAUCAUGGCCAAUCCAUGCCGUCUACGCCCACUCACGCCCACGCAUUCCACGCGUACGCACUCGAAUCGGAACGAGGCCAGACGGAAGGGCGAUCCAUACUGACAGAAAAUCUCCAGUCCCCUCCCUGCCACAGUCUGCAAGAUGACGAACUACACACUCAUUUCUCCAAGGCAACCAGCAAAACUCGACGUCACCAGUUGACAACAUUUUGUUUGGUCUUCCUGUCCUUGUUGCUCAUAUAGCCUCUCGAUAUCGGAUUCUACGGCAUCACUUCGAAGGCAUUUGUCACAUCACCCGAACAACCACCCCUACCAUUGUACACCCCCAAGUCCCAAGACGGCGACUUGUCGUGGUGGUGCGAUCUCUGCGAUAUCGGGUGGGCGGAUGAGUACGGUCUCAACCUGCAUGAACGCAGGUCAUAUGGCCACAGGGUCAAACAAGCCGAGCGCCAGGGCCUACCGCCUCCUCCCAAACCGGAGAGGGGGUAGGGGUUGGGUUUUGAUGUUUAUACUGUAUUUGUGACAGACUGGAGUGAUUGCCAGAGCGGUCCUUGUUUUAGACAAAAUGGUUGAGAUCUUUGACAUUUUACCUUGGGUAUGCUCUUACUACGCAUACAAAUAGGACUCUAGCCGAUGUCAUUUCGAAUUGUUGUAAUCCCUAUUACAGUCUUGCAACGGCCUUUUCUUU